AUUGCCAACCUAAACUCACAUGGGUUGUUCGUAGCUACAACCUCCAACCUCAUAGUAUAAAUAAGCAAGAACAGACCUUCAGCUCUCUUCAUCCCCAAACCUGCGACAUAUAUAUAUACAUAUACGUGUAUAUAUAUAUAUAUACUACGUAUAUACAUAUAUAUAUAUACAUAUACACAAAUUUCGACCCUUCGUUUUAGACAAAACCGAGCCGUGAAAACACCAUAGAGACCUUCCCCUUCUCGAGAGGAAUCCAACGGUGAAAGAAUCGUUGAAAACGAUCGUGAAACGACGGAGAACGAGCUUGCCGGAGUUCCGCCGGGCUAACCGUAAAGACGGAAAACGGAGAAGAAGGAGGAGCAGCCGCUGCCGCCAACCCAUCACCGACCUUCGCCGUCCCCAAACGAGUCUUCUACCACCACCGUAUCACGAAUCCGUCGAGGAGAGAUUGGCGAAUUCGUUGAAGACGUGAACUAGAUUUCGAGUAGGGUUAGAGCAAAAGCGUGACUUUGAGGUGAUGAUGCUUAUGUUGACUGAUGAUUGCUUGAUUCCCGAGAGCGGUUUAGAGAUGCCUUAGUCAAACCUAGUCAAGAAUUAUAAUUUAAUUAUGUUGAACACUUGUUUUACUUUGUUUAGUUUUGUGAAUGCCUGUGCAUUCGGUUAAGAGAUGACCGGAUGUGGCGGUAACACCCAUUUCCCAAUUAGUGUUAUUUCCGCUGCAAAACUUUUUAUCUGUUUUGAAAUCAAGUUUAUUAUCAAUAAAUCUAUUGUUUCAAGUAUUAUUUUGGGAGGGAAAAUGGGGGUGUUACACCGCUGGCCUCAAAGCACGCCACAUCAGAAUCAAGUGCGACUCCAAACUCGUAGUGAACCAGAUGGAGGGCUCCUACGAAGCCAAAGAGGGGAGGAUGAAGCAAUACAAGGAGGCCGCUGCGGAAUUGCUCAAGGCGUCCGAUACCUACGAGAUCACUCAGAUCCCAAGGGCGGAGAACGCCGAGGCCGACAUACUCUCCAAACUCAGCUCCGACACCCCUGAGCACAUCUCCAAGAUAGCUAAGGUGGAGGAGUUGAGCAUGUCAAGCAUUCACGCUAGCCCUAUACUCUCCAUACAACACCAGCCGGAGGAUUGGAUCACUGACAUCGCAACCUACAUCACCUCCGGCACAUUACCCAAAGACGAGGAGAGGGCCAAACUCGCCAAACUAAGGGCGCCAAGCUAUGUCAUUGAGGGUGACAAGCUCUACAAAAGAUCAUACAAUGGCACCCUCCUCCGGUGCCUCCACCAGAAUGAGGCCGAAGUAGCCAUGGAAGAAGUCCACUGCGGCGUAUGCUCAUCACAUCAGGGGCCCUUCAGCAUGUCACGGCGCCUCGUCGUCCAAGGCUACUUUUGGCCGACGAUGGCACGCGAUUGUGCUGAAAUCGCCCGCAAAUGCAGCGCAUGCCAACACUAUCAAAGGGCACCUGGCCGACCGGCCGUCAACUACGCCCCGGUCAGCACUGCCAUCCCAUUUUCCCGAUGGGGCAUCGACCUCGUCGGCCCCCUACAAAAAGCUGCAGGCAACAACAGAUACAUCAUCGUCGCCAUCGACUACUUCACUAAAUGGGUCGAGGCCGAACCACUCGCAAGCAUCACCGGAGCGCGGUGUCGAAAGUUCGUCUACAAGAACAUCCUCACCCGCUUCGGCGUGCCUCAGGAGAUCAUAUCAGACAACGGCACCCAAUUUGAGGCCGAACCGUUCCAAAGCCUCCUCCAAGAGUGGGGUAUCAAGCACCGCUUCUCCUCCGUUGCCUAUCCUCAGGCCAACGGGCAAGUUGAGAACGCCAACAGAACCAUCUUGGAGGGACUAAAGAAGAAGCUUGAAGAAGAAGGCGGAAGUUGGGUCGACGAACUCCCCAACGUCCUAUGGUCCUAUCGCACUACGCCGAGGAGGGCCACCGGGGAGACACCAUUCUCCCUUUGCUACGGCUUCGAGGCCAAAGCUCCCACUGAGGUGACGCUUCCCAGCCGACGGGUCACACAAUACGACCCCGAGGCCAACGAAGAAACCAUGAAGGUGGACCUACACCUCAUCGACGAGAGACGAGAAAUGGCCUACCUCAGAGCGGAGAACUACAGACGACAAGUCAAAUCCUACUACGACGCCAAGGUCCGCUCUCGCGAAUUCCAAGUGGGGGACUACGUCCUCCGCCGAAGGGAAGCAAGCAAACCUACGGAAGGAGGAAAGCUCGCCGUCAAAUUUGAAGGGCCCUACAUCAUCAGCGCCGUCAUCAAAGCCGGCACCUAUAGACUAAAGAACCCUAAUGGGUCAGAUGUACCACGAUUGUGGAAUGUACACCAUCUAGUGAAAUUUUACCAAUAACUCGAGAAGCGGUGAAGUGGGCAACGUCCCCCACCCCUCGGCUCAUUGGUUGAAUGAAACACCCUCGGCCUAGCGCCAUUUAUUGAAAAAAGAUCAUGUUUC
Messenger RNA from Cuscuta epithymum, 2459 nucleotides. The record is from the annotation of a GenBank genome assembly. NCBI's taxonomy places the organism in Eukaryota, Viridiplantae, Streptophyta, Magnoliopsida, Solanales, Convolvulaceae.